Molecule: messenger RNA, 1392 nt
Organism: Capronia coronata CBS 617.96
Lineage: Eukaryota; Fungi; Ascomycota; Eurotiomycetes; Chaetothyriales; Herpotrichiellaceae
Exons: 1
Coding region: 1-1392 (463 amino acids)
Biological process (GO): DNA repair; meiotic DNA recombinase assembly; reciprocal meiotic recombination
Cellular component (GO): Rad51C-XRCC3 complex; Rad51B-Rad51C-Rad51D-XRCC2 complex; replication fork
Molecular function (GO): four-way junction DNA binding; ATP-dependent DNA damage sensor activity; ATP hydrolysis activity
Source: RefSeq, a predicted model, not a curated record
AUGGAGGAUCGAGGUGCAGAAGAAGACAGCCACAAUUUCUCCACCUUGCCCUCUCAACAUCGUCUUCCCACCGUCUCUGGUAUCGAAGCCCUUCAGAACGCGUCGGUCAAGGCGAAAGGCAUUUCCUCCGGUCUUCCCGCCUUGGACUCCCUUCUUCUACCAAGCGAUAUCCCUCUUGCAACGCCGGGGAUCCAGAGAGGGCAUGUAACCGAGGUAUUUGGCCCGCCAGGGGUGGGAAAGACGACAUUCGCCCUUCAAGUUGCCGUCAACGUUAUGCACUCUUCCGACGAUGACCAUGUCCUGUGGGUCAAUACAGGCUCUCCCCUAAUAGAGAAAAGGCUUCAUGAGCUACUAGCGUCGCGACGGUUGCAAGGUGAACUGGAUUCAUCUUCAUCGUCGUCUGCCCCUGUCGACGCUGGAGCAUCCCUCAAGGAUAAGUUCACGUAUCUUGAAGCCUCCACUCUACCUAGGCUAUUGGCGCUAUUCUUGCAUCCCGCAAGAUCCUCUCCCUCGCCAGAAACCUGCCUGAUUGUUGUGGACGACUUGUCAAAUCUGGUGCUCGGCUCGUUCUCGAGGCAUCCCAAAUCCUUAAAACCUGGCGCUCCAGCUGCUGUCCGGGAGAAAAUGGAGAAGAAGGCUGCUGGACGACGGUUCCAGGUCAUCGAGAGUCUGGCCGCCGCCAUGUCUAAAAUAGCUGCCCUCAAAAGACUCUCCGUACUGGUGCUUACCAGUGCGACAAUGAAUUUGAAAAGCGGACAAAAGGCCACUUUGAAACCUGCCUUGUCCAGUCAAGCAUGGGACAGUGCUGUGCAUACCCGCAUUAUGCUGUACCGUGACUUCCCGGACGAGGAACAAGAAGUCGAGAUGUCCGAAAUAAAGGCCAGGGGCUUGCGCUAUGCCGAGGUCCAGCGACUCGCUCGCAAGGACGUCUACAGGACGCCGGUGCCGUUUGCCAUACUGACGCACGGUCUCUAUCCUUUGACGCUUGAUAUGUCGAGUAGUGAACAGGAGCUGGCGGGCGAAGUGAACGGAGUGGGAGCCACAUUACUUCGGAAUGAACUGCCUCUGCUCCCCGACGAAUUAUCUCAGCAGUCUCGGUCCAAUAAGCGUAAGGCCCUUGAGAUAGCUGACAGUGAAGACGACGACGACGACGACGACGACCGCUUGCAUUCGGAUUCCGACGAACCACAGCUUCCGAGACUCUUUCUUCGAGGAGGACGCGCCUCUGAAAAGCAGGAGGAAAUGAUUCUCGACACCCACGAACUCGCUGUUCUUAGGAGUUAUAGGUACGCCAGCAUCAGAGGGUCCGAGGAUGCGCUUGGUGUAUACACAACAUCGGAGGAGGAGGAAGAAGACAUUCAAGUUGAAGAUAUAGACGGCGACGAGGAAUAA